AUGAUGAAAACACCAAGCAAGGCCACGAUUCUUUCUUCACCAACAACACUCAACAAACAUCCAACAUCAUCAUCAUCCAAAACCGAAACCUCUAUCAGCACCACCACCAAUAACCAUGGAGUGAAAAGUCCACAACCGAGAUUUCUCUCUCCCACAGCAGCCUCCGCAGCCAGAAGAAAGGAAAUACUUUCAGCCCGAGCUCAACCACAACAACAUUCGCAUCAUCAUCAAAAUCCACUUGUAACUCCACCACGGGGUGGUAGUACUCACAACAAAUUGGUACCUUCCUUCUCCUCUCCACCCUGCUCUUCUUCCACUCAUUCCGUUCCUUCCAAACGAGGCACUCUUCUGUAUGAUCCAUCCAUCACUGCUCCUUCCACAUCGGCCUCUACUAAAACAUGUUCUUCAUCUUCCAACCGAAAGAAAAAUCCUCAUACAUCGUAUGAAUCCAUUCCAUUAGUACUUCAUAAGGACUCGUGUGUUGUUGAGGCUCCAAUGAUCAAUCAUGAUGAUGAUCAUAACUCUUCCAACCACCGAGCACGACUCCACUCACCAACCACACGAACUUGUAGUAAAGGAAUCCUCAAAUCUCCACCUCCACCUCCCAUUCAGCUCAUUCCAGAAGUGUAUAGAGAUGCCUGUACCAAUCUUCAUACAUUGGGAGUGUGUAGUCCCUCUGCAAGUCGAUUCUUCUCACCACCUUAUUCCCUGAAUCAUGCAGCGACCCAAAGCUUAUCAAACAACACAUUCUCUGUUCGGCAAGUCCAACAACAACAACCCUUUUAUAAGAAACAAGGUAAAUUCGGUACUCUCAUUCUACAGACCUCUCUUUCCAAGCUUACGAAGGGAAUAUUCCUCGAUAAGGAAGAGUAUUUGACCAUCGGAUGCUAUAAGGAGUGUAACAUUCGAGUGAAUCAUCGAUGUCUCCUCAAGUUGGAUCCCGAUUAUGAUGAACACGGAAAUCCGUGCAUGUUUUUGUGUGUCUAUGAGGGUGCUAAUCUGAUCAAGUUGAAUGGAGAAGUUUUGGAAGGAUUGUGGGAUGAUGAAGACAUGGAUGGAAUUUUACUCAAGCAUGACGAUGAAAUUCGAAUUGUUGACAAGUUGUUGUACUAUGAAAAUUAUGAGCAAUACGAAAGAGAACGUCUCUUGCUGUUGAAUGAAGUUGUUGCCACUUUACCAAUCUUCAAUGAUAACAAGGAAAAUAUUCCAAUAAUGACCAAAGAGGAUGUUGUGGCUCCAAGCACUCCAUCCAAGUCUGUCGUGUCACCAGGCAUAAAACAACAAACAUCAUCCCUUCUUCCACCUUCACUUGCUGUUGACGAUAAUGAAACCAUGAUGAGCCCUCCUUCGAAGAGUUUUGCAAAGUAUGUUGACACGCCCAAGAGGAAAGAUUCCAUUCAGAGAAAAUCCAUCUCAACACAGAGAAAAUCCACGACUCCUUACUCUUUCCAUGUGGAUGCUAUCAAUGUUGGUACACUCACAGUAGCUGCCAAUUCUUCUCUGCUUUUUGAUUGCUGUCCAGUGGAGAAUAAUAACAGCUCCAGCAACUCUUCAUUGAAUCAUCUUUCCAACAACCAACGUGGUAACACUUCAUACAAUACAAGUAGUGCUAGAAAGUCAGUGUCAUUCGGUGAGACAGACAUUCAAUAUUACAAGCCAAGUCAUGAGCCAAAGAGAGUAUCUGCGGCCAAUAGACUUGUCAUUGACGAUGAUCUAAUCGCCUUAUCCUCCCAAACUACAGACGAUUCUACCAUUUCGUUUGGAUGUGACAAUGAUACAACCUCUCAUACCGACGAUCUGACUCUCACCCAAAAUAAUAUUACUAGCCUCAGUAAUAUUUGUCAAAUUAUUCAUAUUCAAGGAGACCAACAGUGCACUGUACAACCGGUUCUUGAAGCUGGAAAACCACCUGCUACGUUUACUGUUCUUGACGCAGAUGUUGAUUCGCUUUUGGAAGAAUUUGUCAUCCCAAAGCCACAUGCUGCUUCCACGAAGAACGAGAACAAUUCCAUUGAGAACAAUGAGAAUAGCAAUGCAAUGGAACCCUCUCAAUCUGUAGGCAGACAUGGCGAGGAUGACAUGAUUGAAACAGAUCUACCCAAUUGCCAACCAGAACAUGCAACCUAUGAACACAAUACUGCUCAAAAUGAAGACAAUGUCUUACAUUUUGAAAAGAUGGAGCAAAAGGAUAAUUCUCUUGAAACAUCAACAGAACAAACACUUUCUGUGAUCGAGGACGAGGAUUCACAGGAUGCUGUUCCCACACCUCGCAGUGUUUCUUCGAGAGGAUCUUCUCAACGAAAGCGCUCAACUCCAGCCACAGAAGAGUCCGAGUCUGAUGCGUCAACAUCAUCCUCCACAUCAAGAAGCUCUUCUUUCUUUUUAGGAGACGACGAUGAAUCUUUUCUUAAUAUGAAUUUUUAUGCUCCUCCAAUGAAUGCAACCUUUGAAAGAAGAAAAGAAGAGAUAAUAGAACACGAACACAUUGAGUUAACUCUCGAUGAUCACUUGGAGUCAAAUGGAAUGACAGAAUGUGACGAAAAUGUGGCAACAAAUUCCACUGAACAAGAAGCAGCACUGGCAACUCCACCAAGACCACAAACAGCAAAGAGAGGUAGAGAUGAUGACUCAUCGAACUCGUCACCAUCCAUGAGAACACCAUCAUGCUCUGCUGAGAAGGACACCAAGAAGACCAAAGAAUCAGAUACCUCAGAAUCUGACAUGGCUCUUGCUAGCUCUGUCAAUAGAGUUCUUGAAUUCGAGUUGCCCAGUACGUACGAGACAUCUGAGUCUAGUGAAUCUUUACAAACAACGAACCAAAUGGAAGAAGCACUUGCUUCACAAGAGAGGAAUCACUUUGAGAAAGCACAAGACGAAGGGCCUGGCCAGACAAAUACCUCAGAUGUGGAAGUUGUUAAUGUGGUGUUGAAGAAAAAACCAACCAGACGAAGAAGAGCAAAGCAAGGAGAGCCUUCCAGUGCAGAAGAUCUUCAGGAACCAACAACGAAACCUCCAACAGACUCUACAAAUACUUCACCCGAGGCUUCAGUCACCCAAGUUCCAAGACGACACCGAAAAUUAAAGAAAUAA
This is a messenger RNA of Naegleria fowleri, 3090 nucleotides long. RefSeq lists its product as uncharacterized. The coding region runs from base 1 to 3090 and encodes 1029 amino acids. The record is from RefSeq and is a predicted model, not a curated record. NCBI's taxonomy places the organism in Eukaryota, Heterolobosea, Eutetramitea, Acrasida, Naegleriidae. The transcript has a single exon.